Messenger RNA from Rotaria sordida, 1907 nucleotides. The record is from the annotation of a GenBank genome assembly. Lineage: Eukaryota; Metazoa; Rotifera; Eurotatoria; Philodinida; Philodinidae.
AAGUUGGUUGUGGUUAUUAUCUUCUUGCAUCAUCAAUUACUUCAAUGUGUAUGAUUAUUGUAUUAAUAAUUAAAUUUUGGCAACUUAUUCUUUCACAAAUGUCAAUCAUAACUAAUAGAUCAAUACUUUCUAUUAAUUGUAAAUCAAUUGAAAUUAUUCUUAAAUCUGGUUUAACAUCUACUGAAUGGCUUAAUGCAUGUGUAUCUAUUGAAAGAAUGUUUAAUAUUAUGAGUGGUAUAUCAUUUAACAAAACAGCAAGUAGAAUAAUUGCUAAACGAGUAAUUUUCAUUGUUAUUAUUUUAACUUUAAUUACACAUAUUCAUGAUCCAAUUAAACGACAAUUAAUUGAUGAUUUAGAUGGAGAUCAACAACGAAUAUGGUGUUUAUCUCAAUAUUCAUCCACAUUAACUAUAUACAACAAAUUUAUUACUCUUUUUCAUUUUCUUAUGCCUUUUUCAAUUAAUAUGAUAUCAGCUUUUAUAACUAUUAUAGUAGCAGCUCGUAGUCGUGCAAAGGUUAAAUCAAAACAAGCAUUCAUGAAACAUUUUCGAUUAAAACUUAAACAAAAUAAACAUAUUAUUAUUGCACCUAGUGUUUUAUUACUGUUAGGUUUACCACGUCUUAUUAUUUCAUUCACAUCAGGAUGUAUGAGAUCACCUAGUCAAUCUUGGCAAUAUUUGAUUGGCUAUUUUCUAUCAUUUAUACCAUCAGUGUUAAUAUUGUUUCUGUUUAUUUUACCAUCAGAAGCUUGGGGUCAACAUGUUGAAUAUGAUAAAAUUAAUGUUAUAUUUCAUAUUCCAAAUGAAGAUGAAGUUGAUUUUGCUUGUGAAUUUGUUGAAACAUUUAUAUAUCUUGAACUAAGAAUCUUAAAGGAAAAUCGUACAAAAAUUUCCAAUGAUGAACGAUUACGAUCAUUAACAAUACUUCAUCAUAUAGCUGUUGGUUGUUUACGUAUGGUUCCACGUAUUGAACGUGAAGAAAUUAAAAACCUUGUACCAACGAUUGCUCCAUAUGAUUCAAAUGUUCAAGCUCAAUAUUCUCUUUAUGCUAAAGAACCAAAAUUUAAAGAGAAUCUUCGAAUGCGUCUUCUUAUCGAUAUUGGAGAUUUAAUUGAUUAUCUUAUUGCAUAUCAUUCAGACGAUGCAUCAUCGAUAAACGUAGCUCUUAAACUUUAUUCUCUUUCAUCAAUGUACUAUGAUAUAUUCGAACAAUACAUAAAUAGAUUAUCUAAUAAUUUAAAUGUUAUUAAAUAUUUAUAUAAAAAUAAAUUAUGUAGUACACAACAACAUCUUAGAUUUAUUGUUGAACGACGUAUAGCAAUAAAAAUUGAAUUAUUUGCAUUGAAUAAUUUUCGAACAUUGACUCAAAUCGAUCAGCAAGUUAUAUUUAAAUUAUUCGAAUUAUCUAUUCAUCGAUAUAGUGAAGUUCGUCGUCAAGCACAAAUUUAUUUAUUUACAAUGUUCUCUCAUUUUUCCUUUUCGUAUCAAGUAAUUCUUGAUCGUAUUAUUGAAUUAUUUAAUAAAUCUGAUGAAGUUGAUCAUGAUGAAAUAAAAGGUUGUUUGUAUAUACUUCUUGGCAAUGAAUCAUUUUUUCUACCGACUAAACAUUCAUGGGAAAUACUUGAAAAAUUAUGGCCAUCAAUUGUAUGUACAAAACAUGCAAGAAAACUUACAAUUAUUGAAAAUACAAAUGAAAUUUCAAAACAAGCAGCUAUUGAUCUAUGGCGUAAAUUAGAAAAAUAUCAAUUAGAAUUAUAUAAUCGAGUACAUGAAGAAAGAAUUGAAGCAAAUACUUGUUCAUAUAAUAAUUUAAUAGAAAAAUUAGCUUCACCAUUUUAUAAUCAUGUAUUAACUUAUCGACAACAAAUCAUAAUAAUGACAUUUAUUUUAUUUCUUCUUCAAAAAUAA